Molecule: messenger RNA, 2268 nt
Organism: Fusarium oxysporum Fo47
Lineage: Eukaryota; Fungi; Ascomycota; Sordariomycetes; Hypocreales; Nectriaceae
Product: Zn(II)2Cys6 transcription factor
Exons: 6
Coding region: 1-2268 (755 amino acids)
Biological process (GO): regulation of DNA-templated transcription
Molecular function (GO): DNA-binding transcription factor activity, RNA polymerase II-specific; zinc ion binding
Source: RefSeq, a predicted model, not a curated record
AUGGUUUCGUUGUUGUUCCCCGCAGUCCAGCCAGCUGCUCAGCAGCCGUUACAGGCCCAUAAUUUCGUGGGGUUUGGCGGUGCUGAGGGCUCCUGCGAGAGGCUUGGCAAGAGAAUCCGCAGCGUGCAGCAGGCCUGCCAGGAUUGUCGCCAGAGGAGAGUGAAGUGCGAUGGCCGCCGACCACAGUGUGAUACCUGUAUUGCCAAGGGACGGUCCUGCCACUAUGAGUCGCAACAGGGCCACUCGAGAAAAGCCGCUCUGAAAUCGCGCCUGCAUGCAUUGGAGAAGCUCUUCUUUGCAUUGCAGGCCAAACCUGGCGACGAAGCGGACCGUUUGCUACAACAAAUACGCUGUGCCGACGACGUCCGCACCUUGCUUGAUUUUAAAGAUGAUAUGUCGCCACUUGAGGUCAGCAGCUCCACCAGCAUCAGCCCAAGCGUCAGUAGUCUCUCGAGCUCCACGAUUGGGUUUGAGGAACAAUCUCUCGGGUCAGUUACUCCAGCGCAGAAUAGCACAAAUGCCCCUCUCCUACAGGAACCGCAGGUCGGGGAUGAUACGCUGGGAAAGGCCGAUGUCCCCACUCUCUCCCCGGCACUGAGAGAACUAACAGCAGAUGCAUCGGCGUUCCUGAUAACCGUCUUCAUCCCCAGCGCCUCUACUACACAAGCCGCAGUUGAAAGCUUUUUCAGCUCCAGUGGCAAACUAUUUCAUGUCUUUUCCCGUGAACAGGUUUCAGGCUACUACAAGGAUGUAUUUGGAAGAGAUGGCUGUCCCAUACCAAGGCAGAAGACUGCCAUUUGCUGUCUCGCCGCAGUUGCAGCUGUUGGUGUCCAGUACAACGCCGGUGACUUUGAGGUCGCUAUAGAAGGCGUUUUCUAUGACUUGGCAAGGCAAUUCUUUGGGAGCUUCAUGGAGGAGCAGCCACUCGACGCAAUCAAGGUCUGCGCGCUGCUGGCUAUGUACAACAUCAUGAAUAAGGCGACUGUUUCACUUGCUUACAUUGAAAUUGGUCUGAACAUGUCAAAGAAACAUAACCUAAUUGACAAAUGCUACCACUAUCCUGGUCUAUCCCCAGAGGAAUGGGUUGACUAUCGAAGGACUUGGAGAACAUUACUCUGGCUUUCUUCAACUCUUGGGUAUAUCUCGGGCAGUGAGAUAUCUUUCCGGGAAGUAGUUCCGCUGAUUCAUGGACCAUUUCUAUUACCUUUCUUACGGGGUGCCACAGUUGUCCAGACGGAGAUGACCAAGAUCUCCCUUCUAAACGCGGAUAUUCUGCGGAUGCAUCUGUCCUUUAAGGAGCUGCCCAGCCAAGCCAUAGCUUCCAUAAAUAAAGACCUUCAGGACUGGCACAAUCAGCUCCCUAGGCAAAUGCAUCUCCCUAAUCUCUACCGCGAAGAUCUUUCGGUUGAAGUCCGCCGAAGCAUCUUAGCUACUCACUUACUCUUUCUCGGAGCCACAAUGCUUCUCUAUCGCCGCAUUGCCUCACAGUUCGUUCAGCAUUCCGGUAUUGGCCAUGGGUACAGCAUUCUAUGGAAGCCCAUUGAGAAUACGUUUCUCAACCAUGUGGAUCAGGGUGUUACUGCAGCAACACACUCGUCCCGGAUAUUAAGCCUCUUGCGAGCAGAAGCGGGAAUAUUCAAAAGAUGCUGGCUUGUUAUCUUCCAAGCAUAUACCUCUUGCGUUGUGCUCCUCCACUCCGUUGCGCAAAAGCAAGUACACCUCUUCCCUCGCUCAUUCUGGGAAGACGACCUCGCCCAAGCCCGCAUCUGUCUCGACAUAGUCUCCUUCUGCGGCACCGUGGACCCAGUAGCUCUCAAAUUUCAGAACUGCCUCGUCCCUAUCCACGACAAACUGGCAUCUUACAUCCGCCCCUCAACCAGUAUUAGCAGCCCUUCAAACCCGUUGUCCCUCGCCUACAUUUUCGGAAUUCCGUCGACCGCCGAUGCCGACCACGCCAGCCUGUCCCUAAAGCUCCUAAUAAUGUUGUGCCAGCCAUUCAGCAACGUCGACAGCACAUGUGGAUCAAACGACAACCUCAGCGCGCUGUGGCAGAGCUUCCCAACACAGCACGAGCAGAUGCAGGGGGCUGGGCCGCUCGACUGGAAACUUGAUAGCUGCCCUCCGUUCCAGUGGGACCCCCAGGACCUAGGGAUUGGCGAAGCGGCGCUGCUGGAGAGCGAUAAUCGGUUUUUGGGCAGUAGUGAGCCUAGUGGAUGGGCUGGGUUCCAGAGUGAAGAUGGGUACGAACUCAAGUGGGUGAUGAGUUAG